UUGCGGGCUCUUUUGUGAACACAUGCGAUUCCAACUGUCUUUGUACAAAUCAGAAUCACACGGUAAAUUCCAUCGAAAAUGUCGCCCAGAACCCUGUAGACUUAGCUUAAAUGGCUGACAAAGAAGAAGAUCGCAAGCGAGCGAGCUCGGAGAGCAAAGAAGAAACAGUCCCGAAAAAGGUCUGUUUGGAAGAAUCUGAACUCAAGGAAGCUACCAAAGAGCUUUUAACUGAUAAAUGGAAAGAACAGUUGAACUACAUUGCUUUCUUGGAAAGUCAAAUUGGAAAUGGCUCUAACUCAAACACCGAGCUUGUUGGCCUGCGUGAAUCUGAAGAAAAACUGAAACAACAACAGCAAGAAUCAACUCGAAGGGAAAACGUACUGGUUAUGCGACUUGCCACCAAGGAGCAUGAAGUUCAAGACUUAUUGACCCAGAUACAUGACCUCAAGCAAGCGCAAAAUCCCAGCACUGUCCAGAUGCGCUCAACCCUUCUAGAUCCUGCAGUCAACCUGCUUUUCCAGAGAAUGAAAACUGAGCUGGACGAGGCAAAAGUGAAGUUGGAGCAGGCGCAGAAUGACUUGAGCGCCUGGAAAUUCACACCCGAUAGCGUGACGGGAAAAAAGUUGAUGGCCAAGUGUCGGAUGUUGAUUCAAGAGAACCAGGAGCUUGGCCGUCAGCUUUCGCAGGGUCGCAUUGCUCAGUUGGAAGCAGAGCUAGCAUUACAAAAGAAGUAUAGUGACGAGUUAAAGAGCAGCCAAGACGAACUGAAUGACUUUGUGAUCCAACUGGAUGAGGAAGUAGAGGGAAUGCAGUCGACAAUCAUGACCUUACAACAGCAAAUAAAGGACAUCAAGCAGCGCCUAGCUACAGAGACUACCACCUCCCAGGAGCUAAGGACAAAAUGCCACCAAGUGGAGAAAUGCUUAUCAGAAGCUAAGGAACAAAAUGCGACCUUGGCUUUAUCAUUACAGCAGCGGUUAGAAUCUAAAGACACCAAGGAUGAUGAACCCAUGGAAAUAGAACCCCCUAAUGACACCAAACCCGAUAGAACUACUGAACAGACCCAACCCUCCCCUCCCCCACCAGAAACUGUCACUACUGCACCCCCCUUGCAUAAGACCUCUGCCUUUUCUAUCAGUAAUAUAUUAUCGGACUCUAUAGUUAGCAAAGAAAUGACUGUGCCGAUUAAACUAGAGAAUGGUGAUCAGGGGGAGUUGACUGUUUCAAGCACCCCUCCCCCUUUAGAACCUAGUGAUUCUCAGACUGUUACCUCCAAAGGGUUCCCGGAAGCCAUAGGAGCUGAGGUCGCAGCAUAUAAUGUAGAGACAGUAAAGUGACUGGCAUUUUCCGUAGACAUACAAUGUUAGCCGCGUGA
Molecule: messenger RNA, 1375 nt
Organism: Nematostella vectensis (starlet sea anemone)
Lineage: Eukaryota; Metazoa; Cnidaria; Anthozoa; Actiniaria; Edwardsiidae
Product: pre-mRNA-splicing regulator WTAP
Exons: 8
Coding region: 111-1337 (408 amino acids)
Biological process (GO): regulation of alternative mRNA splicing, via spliceosome
Cellular component (GO): nucleus
Source: RefSeq, a predicted model, not a curated record